AUGGUGAGGGUUUGAUUAUCGGGCCGUUGUAUCGACAGGUUACGCGGAGGAGACUGCGUGCAACGUACAAUUGGUCGAACCGUCUCUAUGACAUUGUUCGAGGGAAGACGGUGCAAGAUAGAUAGCUCACUGUGGUUAUUUCUUCCCUUUUCGUCCAGCUCUGCCACGUCGAAGACAGAGGCAGGGUCGAUUUUGAUUGGAGAACAAUUGUGCGGUUCCGUGGGGAUGAGAAUGGGCAAUAUCGUGGGGGACUCCAGAGUACUGGAGUGUUUGGAUAUUACAACACAGGAAAAUUGUCAAAUCCGACCAAUUACAAUGUGUAUGUACGGAGUAUUCUGUAUGUUCAAAUGAUCUAUCGUUUAUACUACCUAGUAUGGUAGUUU
This is a messenger RNA of Aaosphaeria arxii CBS 175.79, 383 nucleotides long. RefSeq lists its product as uncharacterized. The record is from RefSeq and is a predicted model, not a curated record. Bases 88 to 351 code for a protein of 87 amino acids. NCBI's taxonomy places the organism in Eukaryota, Fungi, Ascomycota, Dothideomycetes, Pleosporales. The transcript has a single exon.